UUUUAUUUGUUUUGUAUGCUUUCUUCAGUGUUUGCAACCUGCGAUUCAACACUGAGAAGACAUAACAUCCUGCACCGCUGCGGAUAAUAAAGAGGCAAAGAGGCUGGUUUCCCAUCAACGGGAUUUCCACUUUCUGGAUAAAAGUUUUCUUUCCUGCUGUUGAAUAGCCAGAAAGUGGUGGAACACAAAAUGUCUCUUAGCAGAAGUAUCGAAUUUGAGCACUUCGAGGAAAGAGACAGACCCCAACGGGCUCCGAGGACAAACUCGGGCUCCGGGUCCAAAGGAAACGGUCUGGUCCCGAGCCCUGCGCACAGCGCGCACUGCAGCUUCUACCGCACGCGCACUUUGCAGUCUCUCACCUCAGAGAAAAAAGCCCGUAAAGUGCGUUUCUACCGCAACGGGGAUAAAUAUUUCAAAGGUUUGGUGUAUGCUGUUUCCAAUGACCGGUUCCGCUCCUUCGAUGCUCUGCUCAUGGAGUUAACCCGCUCCCUGACGGACAACGUUCACCUCCCCCAGGGAGUGCGGAGCCUGUACACCGUGGAUGGAGGCAGGAAGAUCACCAGUCUGGAUGAGUUAGUGGAGGGAGAGAGCUAUGUGUGUGCCUCCAACGAGCCAUUUCGUCGUGUAGAUUACACCAAGAACAUCAAUCCCAACUGGUCUGUAGGCAGCAAGACUGGAACAUCACGCUCCCUCACCUCUCUAAACCAGCUUAAGGGCGAACUGCUGAGGGAAUCCAAGGAAUUCAUCAAACCCAAACUUGUAACAGUGAUUCGUAGCGGUGUAAGACCUCGCAAAGCAGUUCGGAUACUGCUCAACAAGAAAACAGCACACUCUUUUGAACAGGUGCUCACCGAUAUCACAGAUGCCAUCAAGUUGGACUCCGGAGCUGUGAGAAGACUCUACACAUUGGAAGGCAAGCAGAUUACCUGCCUGCAAGACUUCUUUGGGGAGGACGAUGUUUUCAUAGCGUGCGGUCCAGAGAAGUACCGCUAUGCGCAGGACGACUUUGUGUUGGAUCAUAGUGGUAAGGCUUCCACAGCCUUAAUAACUGAAUGCGAAGUCCUAAAAUCAUCCUACAGACGCUCUGCUACUCCCAAUCGGACCGCUAAGAGCCCAAGUCUCUCGAGGCGCAGUAAAUCCCCAGGUCCUGCAAGGCGACCCGUUCAUUACUCCAGUCUGUCUUCAAUCAAAUCCUCAGUAAAUGGUGUCUCAGGUCACAGGUCCACUAAGUCCUCUAGCCCGUCUCCCACCAGCCCAUCCCCACGAACCAUUCCCUGUUUAAAGAUCCCUCCCUCACCUCAGCCCUCCUCACCUAAUGUGAAUGGGAAUGAUUCACUUAAUCAUCAGGAGCAAACAGUCCAUCAGAGUCCAAAAGUUAAUGGAAAGCAGUACCCAGCAGCCUCUGGCAUCUUGGAAAAAUACAGUGUUGGCAAAGUGAUCGGAGAUGGUAACUUUGCUGUGGUUAAAGAGUGUGUGGAGAGGUCUACGGGGAAGGAGUUUGCUCUCAAAAUCAUUGACAAAGCCAAAUGCAGUGGAAAGGAACACCUCAUAGAGAAUGAAGUUGCUGUGUUGCGUAGGGUGAAACACCCAAACAUCAUCAUGCUGAUCGAGGAGGUGGACACGCCCUCUGAGCUGUGUCUCGUCAUGGAGCUUGUAAAGGGAGGGGAUCUCUUUGAUGCCAUUACAUCCUCAGCCAAGUACACAGAGAAAGAUGCCGGCACCAUGGUCUCCAACCUGGCUGCAGCUCUGGUGUACCUCCACAGCAUGAGCAUCGUCCACAGAGACAUCAAACCUGAGAACCUGCUGGUGUUUGAGCAUCAGGAUGGCUCAAAGUCCCUGAAACUUGGAGACUUUGGUUUGGCCACAGUAGUGGAGGGACCACUGUACACUGUGUGUGGAACACCAACAUAUGUGGCCCCAGAGAUCAUUGCUGAGUCAGGUUAUGGUCUGAAAGUGGAUAUUUGGGCUGCAGGUGUGAUCACCUACAUCUUACUUUGUGGCUUUCCCCCAUUUAGAAGUGAGAAUAAUCAGCAAGAGGACUUGUUUGAUCAGAUUCUUCGUGGCCAGCUGGACUUCCCUUCUCCUUACUGGGACAUCGUCACCAUUUCAGCCAAGGAUCUGAUCAGAAAGAUGCUGCAGGUCAACGCAGAGGCCCGAUACACAGCAAAGGAUGUCCUCUCACACCCCUGGGUCACGGAUGAUGCAGUGAUGGGGAACAACAUGAAGACGGAGGUUUCAGGUAAACUGAAGACGCACUUCAAUACUGCACCGAAGCAAAACAGCACUACAGCUGGAGUGUCCAUCAUCAUGUAUUUCCAUAUCUUUUUGCAGAACACAGCUCUUGAUAAAGAGACCAUUCAGCUCGGUGCUCGUAGCAGUUUGGGAACACAAGUGGAGCAGAACUCAGAACACAUCUCAUCUUCUCUCUCGAACAAUCCGACUCCUGUUGAACAAGUGGCAUGUGACAAAGAUCCAAACUCUGUCGAGGCAGUUUUUCCAACCAGGUCUGUUCCUCCUGAGGAAUUUGAAAGAGCAGACUCUGCUGGCUUUGGUCUGCCUCUUUCUAUUCCUGCACGUUCUCCCUCCCCUUCUGCUGGAGUUUUUAUUUCCUCUCCACCAGAAAAAGAGACACCUCCUUCAUCCCUCUUCCUGACUCCUUGUAUAUCUUUAGAUCAUUUCUCUCCUUCUGCUCUACAUCUUUUUGCUUCCACAACUCCCUCAUCAACCGUUUCAUGUCCCUCGCUGUCAUCUGUCAUGAACCCUGCCCCAGAUCCAACCUCUCCCACCAAACUGUCACCAUGCCCCGUUUCCCCCAUCCAACCUUUUUUCUUCCCACUCUCUUCUCCAUCAAAACCAGAGCCCACCUCGCCUUCCUCUGUCCAUACAGCUCUGUUCCCUUCUCCUCCUUCCACACCUCCUGCUGUCUCUACAUCCUCCCACCCUCUACUGGCUGAAGAACUUCUGAAGUAAAUCUAAAAUCCUGAUGCAUUCGUGUCUAGAAAGGCCUUCACAGCAUUUUGGAGGAUGAAGAGGAUAAACCAUCACAUUAUGCAUUUCUUAGCAGCUGUGAACUGAGCCAGAGACUGAGGUGGCUGCAGGAUGACUGCUCCGACUCAUCCAGAUCCUUCAUGUAAGACUGAGGAGUCUGAAUGUACACAAGGUUUAUUUAUUAAUAUAGACUGUCCUGUGUGUGUGUUUGCCUGUUGAAGUGAUAUAUUACUGUUUAUUGAUGCACU
Cyprinodon tularosa is the source of this 3236-nucleotide messenger RNA. RefSeq names its product serine/threonine-protein kinase DCLK2-like. Gene Ontology annotation, cellular component: microtubule cytoskeleton. The transcript has 17 exons. Lineage: Eukaryota; Metazoa; Chordata; Actinopteri; Cyprinodontiformes; Cyprinodontidae. Gene Ontology annotation, biological process: intracellular signal transduction; protein phosphorylation. The coding region runs from base 190 to 2970 and encodes 926 amino acids. The record is from RefSeq and is a predicted model, not a curated record. Gene Ontology annotation, molecular function: ATP binding; protein kinase activity.